UUAUUAUUAUUAUUCAUGACUUGUAUUCUAAUGGAAUAGGAAUAGAUAUAGCUAAAACAAUUUGGAGGUAUUUAUUAUGUCAAUAAUAAGCAACACUGUGGACAUAGUUAAUUUCUUUUUUCAUUUUAAGGUGCUGUAUUUCAUCAGCUGUGUUGCAUUUUUAUAAUUGUUGUACUGUUGUCACUGGCAGAUUAGCUAGAGCAAUUCAUAAAAGAUUGGUAAUUAAGAGAAACCAGCAAACCUUUUUAGUGGUAUUAAAUACCAAUGUAUGCGUUUGUUUCAAAAUAAGAGCAUCUGCCAAAUAAAUUAAAAAUCCUCCUGUCCCCAUCCCACCCCAUCCCAACACUGACAACCCUUCAACAACAGCAGCAGCUUCUCACCUCAGUACCUUCAAGAAUCUCAAGAAUCUCAAGCUAAUCAGCUACAAAACUAAUACAGUUGUGUGCAUGCUCAGUGCAAGGGUCCAUUCUAAAGUCCCCAGUUCACCCUAAACCCUAACCCAUCAACCCACCCCCCACCCCCAAAGGAAGAUGCAGCUGGAGGGGAGAGAGAUGUUUUUGAAAAGGAAGCCCAGUCUGCUGCCUGUCACUCAACCCACGCUGUCCCGCCAGCAUCCUCAUCAGUCUCAGCACUGAGAGCACAGCCACAAAACUGCUGUGGGAAAUACAUACAUAUUGAUAUCUAUCUGUCCUGAAUCGUUUUUCAAAUGUAAAUGUUAACAAACAAAGGCAUCGCUACAUACUGGAGCAGCAGGACAGUGUUGCUACAGAGCUCACGAAGAGUACGCGUGGCUCCCUGGUACGAAUGCACACAGGAAGCUUCAUGUGCCCAGGGGAGCGACAGAUUGCUCAAGCACACACACUGAGGGAUGGAAUUUGCCUGCAGUCAUGUUGUGUGCAAUUGGAAGCCUAAACCCCAGGCUAGAUUGUCUGAACAAGGCGAAUGUGCCACAGUUUCAUUUUUGGAUGUGCCAGGAGUGGGGAGAAGGAGCCUUCAAUGCCAGCCUACAGAAAGGCUCUUCUCCAGAGCUUCUCGUGAUUAUGAUAACCGGAUCGCUGUGAUUCCUAAGGGACCGGACAGGCCACUCUGUGGUGCAGCGGAGAGUCUCCUUCCCCCGCCGAUUCCCCCUCGACAGAAAAGCCGGUUGGAGCGGUCGUGGAGCCCGCACCCUGCCCCCACGCCCUCACACCCCAGGAUCCCUCCUCCCCUGCCCCCACGCACCUCCCAGCGUCGCACCGGGUGUUUGAAUGUGGAUGUGAACGUGGUUUCUGUCAAUGUAGGAAGACUGGUGGAUCUGAAAAACAUUGCGGUGCCUGUAGGAUCCAGCCCCUCUCUUCAAUGUCGGAGGUGUUCAGCAGCUGUGUCUCAACUAAGUAACAUUGACCAUAACCAAGGAGGCAGUGACUGGAGUUGUGAAUUCUGCAGCCAGCACAACCGGUUUGACAGCAGCAGCAGCGCGUCCUUGAUGCCCAGCCAUGACGUGCUGUACCUGCACGAGGACGCAGACGGAGACUACGUCAACCUGGAGGAUCUGCUGGUGGUGUUCUGUGUGGAUAUCUCAGGCAGCAUGUGCGUUACUGCAGAGGUGGAAAUUUCGAAUGCAAUAAACAAACCGGUCCAUGUGUCAAGACUUCAGAGUAUCCAGGAUGCCAUUCAGAGAUCUCUAAACUUCCUGCUGCAGACCUGCCCCCGGGGGCGUGUUGCACUCGUCACCUUCAAUGAUGAGGUCACUGUGUAUGGAGAUGGGACGGGCAUCCCUCUGAUGCUGAAGGAGUGGGAGCUCAUGGAUUUCGAUUUCCUCAUGUCACAGGGCCAGCAGUUCACUUGUCCUCGCUGUGUUGAAGAGAGCAUCGAUACGCUGCGAUGCAGAGUCCAGGAGAUGCGUGAACAUGGCUCCACCGCGCUGGGGCCAGCCGCUCUGGUAUCCAUAGCGAUGGCGUCCAGGUACUCCGGGUCAAAGGUGAUAAUCUGCACCGAUGGACUAGCUAAUACUGGACUAGGAUAUAUAGAUGAUGCCUGUCAAAGCUCUUCUUAUUUCUACAGGAACCUGGCUAACGAGGCUGCUGAGAAAGGGGUGAUUGUCUCUGUGCUGACGUUUGAAGGCACAGACUGCAGACUGGCUGAGGUGGGGAGGCUGGCUGAUCGCACUGGUGGGAGGGUCAAUAUAGUCAACAUCAACAAUGUGUCCUCCGAGAUUCAGUCUGUUCUAGAAGACAACGUUAUUGCCACCAAUGUGAAGGCCACUUUUCUGAUUGCAGAAGGCAUGUACUUUAAGUAUGAGGACCAUUCCCACCACAGGCUGGUGAAGGAGAUUGGGAAUGUGACUGAAGACCUGGAGAUCACCUUUCAGUUUGGGAUAAAGGAGUCCAGUCUGCAGAAUUUCCUUGAAAGGGAUAAAGUUCCCUUUCAGCUGCAGCUCGACUUCAAGACCCGCGACCUGCAGAGAGCCACUCGGAUCCUCAGCCUGGAGAAGAGCGUGGCCCCCGACAGCUCUCUUGUGAAGGACAGUCUGAAUGUGGCAGUGCUGGGGGUGCACUGUGCCCAGCUGACUGCCCGACUAACCAUGGACGGCCGUGUGAGGGAGGCACACAAGGAGGUGCUGGCACAGAGAGAACUGCUUCAGGACAUGGGAGAGAGGAAUCAGGAGGAGGAUGUCUAUGAGAACUGGAUCCACACCAUGGCAGUGAUCUGUGAUGACCUCAGCAGCACCCCCCAGAGCCAAUCCAGAGAAGGGGAGAAGAAAAGUCUGGGUUCGACCAUGAAGGUGCUGUCGGAUGAGGUAGCGAACGUGGUUUAUCGAUUCAAGAGAGCGAACAGCAUCAUGCUGAAGAAGAAGGGCCAGUGACUGUUCACUGCCCUGACCCCUGGGGCAAUACUGCAGGACUCUUUACAUGCAUCAUUACUGCACUGGCAUUGUCUCUGGCAGGCUGUGAUUGGUUCCUGCUGGUACCAUGAAUACACUGAAGCUUCAUUUCUGCAGCUGCUGCUUAAAUUUUCCGAUAACUCAGGGUGACAUGAGCAUGCACUGAAGGCUUUAUUACCUGUUUAAUGAAUGUGUUUCAUUUUAAUGCUGAAUACACCAUGAUGAAAAUUCCUGAGAAUCCUACAUUUUUAUUAUUUUAAAUAAACGCCACUGAUCCCAAA
Molecule: messenger RNA, 3144 nt
Organism: Acipenser ruthenus (sterlet)
Lineage: Eukaryota; Metazoa; Chordata; Actinopteri; Acipenseriformes; Acipenseridae
Product: circularly permutated Ras protein 1
Exons: 20
Coding region: 869-2845 (658 amino acids)
Biological process (GO): COPII-coated vesicle cargo loading; intracellular protein transport; endoplasmic reticulum to Golgi vesicle-mediated transport
Cellular component (GO): COPII vesicle coat; endoplasmic reticulum exit site
Molecular function (GO): SNARE binding; zinc ion binding
Source: RefSeq, a predicted model, not a curated record